GCGAACGACAUGCAGUUUCAUUUAUUUGCGCCCAUAUUCCUUAUUCUGCUGUUUAAGUCACCUUUAAUUAAUUUCAGGUCAUCCGUGCUCGGUAUUUUGGCGUGUUUGGGCGUAAUCGCUGCGUCAACAAUCACGCAUCUGGCAGUGGUGCUCGCACAUGAUUACCCGCCGGCGCCGCUUCUUACAGCCCAUUUGCAGAUGUUAGUGGCUUUUUUGCAGCCUUAUUCCCGGCUUUUGGGAAACCGUUUAAACUUUUUCCCAGUCUUUGGGAAUUGUCAGAGAUGCGGGAACAAAUUUCCCUAUAUCCGUUGUACGCCGUAUGCGAUGGGUUUAUUGAUUGGUUUUGCGCUGCAUAAAUUUGGUCUGAAACCGGUUUUCCCGAAGUGGAAAAUAGCACUGGGAUGGGUCGUUUCGAUGACGUUCGGCUUUGGCGCUGUUUUUGGCUUGUUCGAUUACGCACGGACCGGGGAGAUUAGCGACUGGAUGAGGAUCGCUUACGUGCUCGUGGGCAGAAAUGGAUAUGCGCUGAGUCUGGCUUGGGUGACGUUCGCAUGUGCCACUGGUUAUGGAGGUUCGUCGUUUUUUGAUUGGUUGGGGUUUUGA
Anisakis simplex (herring worm) is the source of this 603-nucleotide messenger RNA. Lineage: Eukaryota; Metazoa; Nematoda; Chromadorea; Rhabditida; Anisakidae. The record is from the annotation of a GenBank genome assembly.